UAUUUUCCUUCUCUAUCUACUACACACAAGAUGGACCAGCAAUACCUUUCCUCCUUGGAAGAGACUUUGAAGCUCAUCACGGUGCCAGAUUCUGCGGUCAUUAAGGCCGCAUCCGCCAAGCUCUCUUCGGAGUUCUACAAUAACGACUUGGCGCUUCCAACGAUGGUGCACAUUUUGCAGAACCACCAGGACGCGCAGAUCCGCCAGUUGGCGGCGGUAGAGGCCCGUAAAUUGGUUAUCUCCAAGUGGGCCACCGCUAAUGCCGGUAUGAAGACGCAGAUUCGCGACUCCAUUUUGAAGUCCACCUUUGUCGAGCCAAAGAAGCUCGUUCGCCACCAGUCCGCCAGAGUGGUCGCCACCAUUGCCGACAUUGAUGUGCCAGAGAACCAAUGGCCAUUAUUGAUGGAGGGCUUAGUCGGUGCUGCUACCUCUGAGGACGUCCAGUCCAAAGAAAUGGGUCUCUACAUUCUCCUCACCUUGUUGGAGACCUCUGGUGCCAUCUUGAUCGAGCACGUGAACGUGUUUUUGGGUCUUUUCUCACAAACCUUGGUCGACCCAUCGUCCAAGGACGCCCGUGUGACCUCCCUUCUCGCGCUCGACGUCAUUGCGUCCUUUGCGGAUGAGAUGGAUGAGAUUCCAGCCUCCAUGUCGGCCACCUUCAAGACCGCCAUUCCACACAUGGUCAACGUGUUGAAGGACGUUGUCUCUCAGGAUGAUUCUGACUCUGCCAAGCAAAUUUUCAACGUGUUCAACAACCUUCUUUUGGCCGAUUCCAAGAUUGUUGGCGACUCGCUUGUUAUGUUGGUGCAGUUCAUGUUGGAGAUUUCUCUCAACACCCAAGUUGACGUAGACUACCGUGUCAUGGCGUUGCAGUUCUUGAUCUCUUGUGUUGGCUACAGAAAGGGGAAGUUGUCCUCUAAGAAGCUUGGCCCGGAGUUGAUGCUCGCUGCCUUGAAGAUCGCCUCUGAGGAGAUCGACGUGGACGAGGAAUUGAACACGGAGGACCAGGAGAAUGAAAACGAAGAAUCGGAUCCUGUUACCUUGGCUUUGAGAUUCAUGGCCAACUUGGCUACCGAAUUACCGGUUUCCCAGACCAUCACCCCAUUGUUUGAAAAUCUUAAUGCUUUCCUUUCCUCCUCCAAUCAGUUUGAGAAGAGAGCAGCGCUCUUGGCACUUGGGGUCACCUCCUCUGGUGCCCCAGACUACUACUCCACACAAUUGCCCAAACUUAUCCCAGUCAUUGUUUCCGGUUUGAAGGACAAUUCCUUGGUAGUUCGUGUUGCUGCCUUGAGAUGUCUCGGGCAAAUGACCUCCGAGUUACAGGAUGUUAUCGCUGAAUACCAUGCCGAGCUUUUGCCAUUGAUUAUCGCCAUCAUUGACUCAGCCACCAAUGUCAACGUUUACAAGUCCGCCACCUAUGCCUUGGACGCGUUGAUCGAGUUUAUGAACCAUGAAGUCAUGGGCCAGUACAUGGAGCCGUUGAUGAACAAGUUAUUCCACAUGUUGCAAUCCGCCCAGUCAGCCACCCUCAAGUCUGCAAUUGUCUCUGCUAUCGGCUCUACCGCCUACGCAUCCGGGAAGAUCUUCACCCCGUACUUUGCGCAGUCCAUCCAGUUCCUUGAACCAUUCAUCGCCAACGCGGGAAACACUGAGGGUUUGUCUGAGCCCGAGAUUGAGUUGCGCGCCUGUACGUUCGAGAACAUUUCCACCAUGGCACGCGCUGUAGGCUCAGAACCGUUCGCGCCAUACGCGACGCCGCUCCUCGAAGCCGCUCAUCUCUCCGUUAACUCCUCCAACUCGCGUAUCAGAGAGUCUGGGUUUGCCUUCAUCCACAACAUGGCCAAGGUCUAUGGCAAGGAGUUUGCGCCGUUCCUCGAGUCCAUCAUUCCAAAGAUCUUUGAGUGUCUUCAGCAGGAUGAGUUCCAGUUCAACCCAGAGGAUUUGGAGAAUGAGGAGCUCGACGAAGCUGACUUGGCUGAAAAGUUCACUGUCCACACCGGUAUCACCAUUGAGAAGGAGAUCGCCUCCAUUGCGUUGUCUGAGUUGGCCAUGGGCUGUGGCAACGACUUUGGCACCUACGUCGAGCCGUCCUUGACCAUCCUUAUGGACCAGGUCGAGAACUCCUACGGGAUGCGCGAGGCCGCCUUAAAUGCCUGCUGGAAGAUUGUUGACGCGAUGCUCGCGGCCAACACCACCCCAAAGAGCUUCCCAAUUGGUGCUCCACAGGGCUCUUACGUCUCUGAGUCGCUUUUGGCCAUUAUCAAACCGGUUAGAGCACUCUCCAUGGCCACCUUGGACGCGGAAUUCGAGAUCGGCAUGGUCGCGACCAUCCUUGACAACAUUACCGAUUUGCUCAAGAAGUAUGGUGCGAUCAUUGUUACCGAUAACGGCGACUCCGAAGAGUUGCAACAAUUGUGCGAAUGCCUCAUGAUGCUCUUGAAGAAGGAGCACCCAUGCCAGGUUGAGGACGAAGACAUGCCGGAAGACGAAGAAGACGCCUCUGAAACCGAAGCCAUGAUGGUUGAAACCGCCUUGGAGGUCUUGGUUUCCUUCUCAAAAACCCUUGGAAACGACUUCAACCAGAUCUUCCCACCGUUCAAGGAGAUUAUCUUUGCCCAGGUGACCGCCUCUACCAAGAACUUGCGUGUCUCCGCUUGCGGUGCCUUGGCUGACAUUGCCGCUGGCUUGAAGGACUACAACCAGGACGUUGAGGCCAUGAUGAACGCGUUUGUUGACAGAUUGACCCACGAUAAGUCUAUUGAUGUCAAGGGUAACGCUUCUUACGGUGUCGGCCUCAUCAUCGAGAGCACCUCUCAGGAUGUUUCCGCUGCCUAUCCGCACAUCCUCCAGUUGCUUUCCAAAUUGUUGUCCAAGGCCGACAAGAAGGCCGACUCGGAUAACGAGGAAACCAGAGAUGUGGUUAACAGAGCAUUCGCUAAUGCGUCUGGCUGUGUGGCCAGAAUGGCGCUCAAGCACCAGGCCGCCGUCCCUUUGACUCACAUCUUGCCUGCGUUGUUCUCCCACCUCCCAUUGGAGACCGCAUUCGAGGAAAACUCUCCAAUCUUCAGACUCAUCAUGAGCUUAUACGAGCAGAACUCCCUGGACAUUACUCCGUUCACCCCACAGGUCGUUGCGCUCUUCGCUGAGGUCUUUAAGAAGGAGAACGCCAGAAUCAAGUUGGUCAGCGAGGCCACCUUGGGCAGAGAGGAGGGCGUAGAGAGACUCAACCAGUUCGCCUCUCCAGAGGAGAAGGUCAAAGUCAUCGAGUUGUUGAAGUACUUGGACGGCAAGUUUGCCGGCGUUGUUUCCCAGAACGAGACCCUCAAGGCUGUCAUCUAAGCUUUGUAUAGUAAUUAACUGUUGCCUGUAUAUUUAGCAGUGAUGCCUAUGUGAUGAGGCGAGCUCUGCGUUUUUGAUACCAUAAUCUAUUUAAUGUUUA
Molecule: messenger RNA, 3439 nt
Organism: Babjeviella inositovora NRRL Y-12698
Lineage: Eukaryota; Fungi; Ascomycota; Pichiomycetes; Serinales
Exons: 1
Coding region: 31-3339 (1102 amino acids)
Biological process (GO): protein import into nucleus
Cellular component (GO): cytoplasm; nucleus
Molecular function (GO): small GTPase binding; nuclear import signal receptor activity
Source: RefSeq, a predicted model, not a curated record